CUGUUUCAAAAACUAAAAUACGUUAUGAGUAGAGUGGACUAAGUUUUGUAGACUUUACCCUUUGUCAAAGUUUGAAAAAAUUUCGUUGUUCAGAAGGAAUGCAAGGGCGAAUUAAGAAAUGAAAAAUGGCACACGCGCACCUCACAGAGUAUGCGUUCCCUAACGGAAAUAUGCCAAUACAUGCUAGAACGCCCCAAUAGCUCGUGCUUGGCUCUGCCCACCUUUUUGCUCGUUCUGCCCGCUACUCUUUGGCACAAUCAGACACAGUGUUAUAGUAUUACAAUCCUUUAGGUGGUGACAAAGACCUCCAGCAAGGAUUAAUAUUCGUCUUGCGAAGACGAAGAAGCUUUCCUCAAUACCGAGUUCUGAUUGGUUGUUUAAACGAUCGUUCUACACACUCACAAGAUGGCAGCGUCCUUCGGAAAGUUGUGCUGUAAUCAGCUGCCACUAACAGCGAGGAAAAUUAGCAGGACAAUGACUCAACAUUCCUCCAGACUGUGUAAGGGUUAUUUGACCAAGGAGAGUGAUGGAGUGCUGCAUCAGAUGACCUGGCCUCCACAAUCAUCUGACCUCAACCCAAUUGAGAUGGUUUGGGUUGUGUUGGACUGCAGAAUGAACAAAAAGCUGCCAACACGUGCUCAGCAUGUGGGAACUCCUUCAAGACUGUUGGAAAAGCAUUCCCCGUGAAGCUGGUUGAGGGAAUGCCAAGAAUGCAAAGCUGUCAAGGCAAAGUUGGCUGGCUCCGCUUCAGAGCACAAGGAGCUGGACAGUUUCAUCCAGGGCCAUGGUGUUCAUUAUCCAGUGGGCGACAGCGGUUCAAUGCAGCCUCUCUCGGCCUUCAGGCUCGCAUCAGGCCCUUUCCUCUCCUCAUCGCCACAGGUGGAGGCUACAUGGGAUACGACCAGUACGGCUACUAAAAGGACCGGGAGCUAACAAAGAUUGGUAUCGAGGUGCCUCCACGCAUCGCCAAUGAAACCCAGCUGCCCCUCCCCCAGGCAGACCAGUCCUCCUCCAGUCUCUCACUGUCACCAGUCUGCUGCAGCUCCUCUCAGAUCAGCUGUGAAACAGUCACCCCACCUUCUGGCACCCAGGCUCUGCCCUCUGGUACAAAAUAACUUUGAGGCCCCUGGAACCCUGAGAGAGCGAGAGAGAAAUGACAGAGAGCGAAGAGAGGGAGCGAACGGAUUACCCCCCUUCACCACGUCACAUCCGUCCUACCAGAGAAGGGGGCCGGGCUUGAGAAUAGCAGAGCGAGAGAACAAGAUCCAGCGAGAGAACAGACGUGUCCACACUGAGCGAGAGAGAAGCAGCCCCAGUGAGAGAAGUGUCUGUAAUCCCCCCCACACCUUCAGUGAUAAUGUGUCAGAGCAGGAACCUGCAGCGGGCAGCAGCGCGGAGCUCAGGGAAAUGGUGAGAUGCUGCAAGUCUUUGCACAGCCCUCCGUCUUGCUACAAUCUCCACAGAGUUAGGGUUGAUGUGCGCCGGCUCCGGCCGAUCAGCUCCUCUGGGGAGCAGGGGGGAGUCAGCGGCGGCAACAGCUCAGGCCAGGGCACCCAGGGGGCCCAAGCACUCAGCCACAGGAACCGAUUCAGGUUGCAGUUCCCUCAGUUGGCCUUGCGGCGUCGUCUUGGCCAGUUGAGCUGCAUGUCCCGGCCCGCCUUGCGGCUGCGCUCAUGGCCGCUCAGCUUCCUCUACUACUUCCUGACCUUCGGUGCACUCAAGCCCCUGGCAAAGGUUUGCUGGAGACCAACAAGCAGGGUUGCUCUGUACAAGACCAUCCCGACACGGCUGCUGUCUCGGGCCUGGGGUCGGCUGAACCAGGUGGAGCUGCCGACCUGGCUGAGGAAGCCAGUCUACAGUCUGUAUAUCUGGACGUUUGGUGUCAACAUGCAGGAGGCUGCUGUGGAAGACCUAAUUCAGUACAGGAACCUGGGAGAGUUCUUUAGACGGAAACUCAAACCGGCUAUCCGGCCCGUGUGCGACUCACACUGUGUGAUCAGCCCAGCAGAUGGGAAGAUCCUGCACUUUGGGCGGGUGCGGAACUGUGAGGUGGAGCAAGUCAAAGGAGUCACAUACUCUCUGGAGACCUUCCUGGGACCACACACCUGGGCUGAGGCCAUCAACAGUACCAUCAAACCAUCAAAUGAAGAGGACCCCAGCUCGUUUCAGGACCUGCUGGUGACUAAAGAGGGGAAUGAGCUGUUCCACUGUGUGGUGUACCUGGCUCCAGGAGAUUACCACUGCUUCCACUCCCCCACAGACUGGAGGGUGGCCCACAGAAGACACUUUCCUGGCUCUCUGAUGUCAGUGAACCCUGGCGUGGCCCGCUGGAUCAAAGAACUGUUCUGCCAUAACGAGAGGGUGGUGUUGAGCGGAGAGUGGACGCACGGCUUCUUCUCUCUCACCGCUGUAGGAGCCACCAACGUGGGCUCCAUACGUAUCUACUUUGACAAGGAGCUGCGCACUAACAGCCCACGCUACAGCAAAGGCUCGUACAACGACUUCAGCUACUUGUCCAACAACAACCAGGAGGGAGUGAGCAUGAGGAAAGGGGAGCACCUGGGAGAGUUCAACCUGGGCUCCACUAUAGUCCUUCUCUUCGAGGCUCCGCACGACUUCAGCUUCAACCUGAAGGCCGGCCAGAAGAUCCGCUACGGAGAACCCCUGGGGACUGUGAGCCGAGAUGGACAACCAGAGAGACACUCUCUGGGGGAAAACGGACUAAAAUAAACUGAUGGGGACACUAACAUGUGUGUACAGAUUUGAGCGGAGGUGCAAAGGCUGACUUAGACACACACUCAUUCACACACUGAUGGACUUACAGAAAAAACUCAGUCACCACUGUUGCAUUACUACCAAAGGGUCUCCCCGUUUUCAUCGACUAGAGUUUCUAUUAACAAUUUACUUAUUUUGUCAGUUGGACAGUUGAUUACAACUAGUGUACAUACCUGACCAGCAAAAGCAAGAUAGUUUAUUGCAAUUAGUUGCAUUUACUUUCCAUAAGAAUAACGACAUAGCUUUAAAAAUAAUAUUUUUUUUUUACUAAAUUGUACCCAUAUUGCCUUUUGUCAGGGGUAUCCUCUUCAACUAGGAGUUCCUCCUGAGAUUUCAGACACAAGCAGCAAGACACCAGCCUGAUUACAGAUCUGGCUAGUGCUGUGUAGCCCAGCUCAGAUCUGGGACCAGGCUAGCAAGACACAUCUCCACACAUACAGAUAACCCCUGUCACACACAGCCUCUAUCAUGUGGACAGGCUUCCCUAUACAAUGUACAGUAUACACACACCUACAGUACACAUACCACAAAGAAGGAAUGUACCAGAGGCCACACGUCUACCCUCUUCCUUCUCUAAUUUCCCUUCAUUCUGAUACUGAAUGCCUUCCUGUUCUCCUUUGGUCUCUCCCUCUUCUGCCAUCCCCAGAAAAGGGGCUUGUGUUGGGGGUGAUUAUGUGGACUCUUCCCUCCCUGUCAUGGAGGUACAGACUGACACCACUCCUCCCAGUCAGACAAGUCUGGGUCUUAUUCAUUAGGCACCUGCCAGAAGAAAACAGGCUGAAUAGUUUGACUUUCCGUUGUAAAAUGUUUUGCCUCAGUCUGCCCUAAUAAAUACAACCCUGUUGUAGAAAGCCCAUGAUGUACGAUCUCUGCCAUCCCAGCUAUGCGUUAUUACUCACCAUUAGUGGUAGCUAGUAGCGUUGCCUGCCUGAUGCCAAUUAUCGCUGUUGUUUUACUGUAAGUGAUGCCUAACAGGCAGUGCUUGACUUGGGACUGAGCUACCCGGAGGCCUUACCGACACUUCAAAUGUUUGAUGAAUUGCGUACCGGCUCCUAUAUAAAACAAAGUAGCCUGUCACCGGUCUAGAUUCAUACACAGAGACAAAGUUUGAUCAAAGUGGAAUGAAGGCAGGAUCUGCAUUGACUAGCAAUGGCCAAUGGGUAUUCAUUUUCUGACUCCGCUUUGUUCCCGUUUAUUUGCCAGUAGGAUGUCAGUUCAAGAUUGUGCCUAUUGAAAAUGAGCCAGCCUGAAUGCGCAUGAAGGGCUUUUGCCAAAAGAGGGUUUAUCAGGUCAUGAAAAGGCAUUUCAUGAUUUUUGCUAAUGUAAUUCAUGAAGCCACACUUAAAAAUGGACAUAUCAGCCAUUAUCGGAAUGACCCUUCAGUGUGUGUGCUAAUUUCUGCUGCAGGUAACGUAAAAAAAUUAUAACAAUUGACAAAUAACUUGCUGUGCAUAGAUCUCCCCUGAAGCAUGAAUAUUUGUGCCUUAUACAUAAACAUGUAUAGUAGCCUACCUUAUCCAUUUGAUCUCUGAUUCAUUUAAUAAGGGAAUCAUUUGAUUAAAAACAAAGAUAUUUGGUUGUAGUGUUGCAAUAUUUUAUAUGAAGUGUGGCAACCAUCCUCCAGGAUAGCUACUAGGUGUGCAGGCUUUUCUUCAAGUCCUGGUCUAACCACAUUGUAGCAUAAACAUCAGCUGCUCAACAGAACCUUGAUAAGAAGUGUUUCAGGCCUGGAGCAAAAGCGAAGCCUGCACACCCAAGAGCUCUCCAGAUGGAGGGUUGACCACAUGUUGACAAGUUUGUGGGGGGUUAAGUGUCUUGAUUAAGGGCACAAUGGCAGGAGAUUGAAGGCCUACAUGGGAUCAGACACAGCAGUCUUCCAGUGUCAAUAAUGCUUUCUAUUUCAUGCAGGCUAUAAUAAUAGUCAUGAACAUUUGGUUAAACGUCCGAAGUAAUGGAAAAUGUCUAUGAACUCUUAAAAUAAUCUCUGUAGCAUACCAGUUGUGAAUUUCGGUGAACAUGAUCUAAUGGAUAGGCUGGGGCGGCAGGGUAGCCUAGUGGUUAGAGCAUUGGACUAGUAACCGAAAGGUUGCAAGUUCAAAUCCCCAAGCUGACAAGGUACAAAAUCUGUCGUUCUGCCCCUGAACAGGCAGUUAACCCACUGUUCCUCGGCCGUCAUUGAAAAUAAGAAUUUGUUCUUAACUGACUUGCCUAGUAAAAUAAAGGUAAACAACAACUUGGAACAAGACAGCUCCUGCACUACUUUCAUUCCAAGUCAAGCACUGCUAACAGGUGUCUACAUGGAGGGGGUUCAAACCAGGUGGAUCUCUUCUAAUGGAGUUCUAUUGUAGCGUUACAGUUUAGCAUGGCAGCAUAAUGGCACUUUCAUUCCUAAAUGGCUGCUAAAAGAUAUGUCACAUUGUUUAACAUAUGAUGAGUUGUGUUAAUCUAACCCAAUCCAUUAAUGGACUAAAUCCUGACGUAUUCCUCUGAAUGGAGCCAUACCUUUUUAUGCUAAUAUACAGUGCAGCCCUCUGACCGUCAUUCCAAAAACAAACCUAUGACAAUGUGCAGCACUGGUGGUAGGAUCAUGGGAGAGAAUGUGCAAACUGGUACUGGCAACUGAUACUUUUGUCUUCUACUGUUCGCUUGAUUUGGAAUAAGUUGUUACUGGAAGUUAUCUGCCUAUGACAGUUAACAAAAGUUUAUUUAAGAUUGUAAAGCUUAAGUUAUGCUGAUAUCAAUACUAACUAUGUAUCAUGCACUUAAUGUAUAAUGAUUGUGAUACCCAGGGCUGAGCUGGUUUAAAGCAAAUGUUUUAUGUAGUUCUGUUCGUUUUAUAGUAGUGCCAAACAUUUAUUUUGGGGGUUUUAGCUUUUCAGUGUAUUUUUUUAUGUUUUGCUUUGAACAAAUGUGGACAUUUGUGCUUUUUGUGUUGCUGCUGCUGGAUUAAUUCUCUGCAUGAGGGGGUAGAGACCUCACCUGACUCUGACCCGUGGGUAAAGGACCUUUUAACUUUAGCCUCAGAGGAGUGGGGGUCACAGAUGUGACAGACCGGGGCGAUGCCGGUGACACAAACUCCCCUUGGCUACAUCGUUGUUCCACAAAAAGUGUUGCAUACAGAAACCAAACACCAGGGUCUGGCCUGGCUACUGCCUGUUGCACACUUGUUUUUAUAUGUACAUUGUAAUAUACUUGAAUCAUUCAACACUGCAUAGAUUUUAACCUGAAUUGUUUGAAAAGCAAGAAAACAUGUCUAAUAAAUUGUGUAUUCUUAAAAA
Molecule: messenger RNA, 6053 nt
Organism: Oncorhynchus keta (chum salmon)
Lineage: Eukaryota; Metazoa; Chordata; Actinopteri; Salmoniformes; Salmonidae
Product: phosphatidylserine decarboxylase proenzyme, mitochondrial-like
Exons: 11
Coding region: 970-2730 (586 amino acids)
Biological process (GO): phosphatidylethanolamine biosynthetic process
Cellular component (GO): mitochondrion
Molecular function (GO): phosphatidylserine decarboxylase activity
Source: RefSeq, a predicted model, not a curated record